UAUGAUAUAUGAAUUAGUGAUAUGUGUACUGUGGGUACGGACAAUUAAUUUUUGUCUAACUUUUGGGGUGUAUAGUGUAUGUGCUUGAAUUGGUGAUAGGUAUGCAUGUGCCUAGGUUAGUUUGGAUGUGUAGAGCCUGAGCUGGUAGAGUGUGUGUGUGUGUGUGUGUGUGUGUGUGUGUGCAUCCAAUUAAUUUGUGUGUUUGUAUAUGUGCAAUUGUAUCACAUCCUCCUGUCUAACAGCACAAUAUGGAGAUCCUGAGAGUUGGCCUGACCCCACAGGGCAACACUGGCAUAUCAGCGCUGCUCAGUGCCCCACAUCCUGGUAAGCCAAGGGGGCAGGGGCAGCUCUGAUUUUUUCUAUGACAGAAAAACCAAAAGGAAAUGCAAAAGUGUAUAGAUAUUUAGACUUCAUUUUAUUAUGAUGAUAGAGGCAUUGGUAGGUUUCCAAAUUUCUUUAUAUUUACAAUUUUAUCAAUGAAACAUUGCCCAACUGAUUUCUCUCUCUAUAUAGCAGUGUUUCAUUUUAAUCAUGGAAGAACACAGAUUUUGGAUAUUUUAGUGAGAGAAUUUGGAUAUUUUUAUCAGAGAAUUUGCAAUUUUUAAACAGAGAACACCAGGAUUUCUUCUGGUGAGACAAGCGGCAAGACUCGGGCAGAGGACCCUGCCCAAGGCCAGCACUGGGGACCCAGCUGGAGGGCAGACAAAGUGGCUGACCUGGCCAUUUGGGGCCAGGAGGACACGCUUUGACAGUUCAAAGUGGGCCACUGUGACGAGCACAUCUUCUGGGUGAUAGCUGCCCAGAUGGCAGGGUGGGGGUACCAGAAGACAUAACAGCAGUUUCUCAUGAAGGCCAACUGUGCAGACACAGCCCCCUUGCAGCUGGCCCAGAGGUGAAGGAUGCUCUGCUGCAGUGCCCAUACCACAGUUCAGGCAGCAGUGAGGUCCCUGUCCUGGUCUGGCAGGUGUGCAGUCAUGGGGCUGCAGGCUGUCACAGGUGGCAGCAGGUGACAGCCAGGUAGCAGCCCCUAUUGCCAGACUGCUGCAGUGGGUAGAUGGUGCAGGGGCCACUCUAGGUUAGGACUGCUUUAGCAGUCCAGCUGGCACAAGGUGCUAGUGUCCCCAGAUACCAACUGGCCUCAGAAGCUCCUGAGGGCAAGUAGUCCUGAGCUGCUUGCCAGGGAAGCUUUUUAUAUUGCUGUGCUGGCCCCAGACUCUAGGUCCCCUGGGCUGAAGAUCCCAGAGCAGCUGGGCAGGGUCAGGUUUGCCCCAAGUGGCACAAUUUACACCACACCAAAGUACAUGUUCAGGCACAUAUGCUGAGACACAAAUCUCCAGCACAAAUUUUUGCCACUGCUAUUUGAGCUGCUGCAAGUGCACGUGCCUGCAUGUGUGGAUGCUCCCUGUGGACACAUCCACAUGUGUGUAGACGUUUGGUCCCCCAGGGACAACUAGCAGUGAUGCACCUUGCACCAGCACUGUGCUGGCCCUAGCAGCCUUACCUGGGGUUUCGGGGGCCUCCCGGGGCCUGCAGAGGUUGUGAUCCUGCUGUGCAGCGUUUGGCUGGCAGCAGAGUAUGGUUCUGGGUGGCCUGGCUCUACUUUUCAGCAGCACUCACUGCCCCAGCAUACACUGCACUGUUUGUUUUUUCUGUGGGUUUUUUUUGACCCCUGGCAGCAUCCUAGAAUGUGCUAUUGGUAAAGAAGAAGGUCCCUCGCCCCAGCUAACUACUGGUUUAAGGAACUCUACUGCCAAAAGUGUAAUAUAUAGGGACAUAUCCAAGCAGUGUGCUGUGCAAAAAAGAAAUAAGGAAGAGAACAGAAUGCAGGAUAGAAUGUUGAAUAAUAAUGUACUUAUAAUAGCUAGGGGCAGGAGUGAUACAACUAAUGAGAGUAGCUAAUGAGAGUAGAGUAGCUAAUUUGGGUCUAUAUAAUGUGGACAAGGUGAUAAAUCAAUCGUUUGGCUGACACUUGGGUUGCAGGGAAAAUGCUUAAAAUGGAGUUUAAGAAAAGAUCAUGCCAAUGGAGGGGGUUAUGUCAGUAGAAUAUAUGAAUAAGAAGCAAUGCCUCUUAGACCUAUAGGUCACUGAAGAAGGGAGGACAUGUGGGAUCAUGAAUGGUUAAAAGAGAUUCCUCUGGACAGGGAUUCUGUAAAAAUGCUGCAGACACUUUUGAAGGUCCCUGAAAAAACAGUUGAACAAGUUAGAAACUGUAUUAAAGCAGGCUUCUAAGGUGCUCAAGGCAAGCAAACUUUCAAAUGUAGCCUGGAGUGAGUAGGACAAGUCUAUAAUAUGAGGCAGUAAGGGUGUGUGGAGACUAAAAAUUAUGGUACACCUUCUACUGAAAGUUGCUAAACAUCCCUGUGACAAUGGCAGCUCAGGCUGCCACUGCAGCUGUCACAGGCGGUGACAGGGUGGACCUUGGCUUCGGAUCACCUGGUCUGCCAGGAAGCUGGUCUUAUGUUUCUUGUUUGCCAUGACUUUGAUGAUAUUAUAUUGCUGGGAGGCAAUGCCCAAGGUGAUCCUACCAAGUUUCAACCCGUUUUUUUCUGUGGGGCUCCAAACCUCCCCUUUAUCCGACCCUAGCCUCUCCAGAUGGAACUCGUAGCUCUCUGCAGCCAGAUCUUAAUGCUACCUGUUGCUCUACUGUUCUGCCCGCAGCCACCAGGGUGACCGUAAACUUCCAAGGGCCGGCCUUGGCCCGUACUCCAAUAUUCAAAGAAAGCAAAACCUGACUGCUCUCAGUCUCUUAGACUCAGUCCAUGUCCCCUUCACCUGGGGCCUGUACUCUAAUAUCCAAAAGAAAGCAAAACCCGACUCUCUCAGUCUCUUAGUCAGACCCAGUCCAUGUCCCCUUCAGCUGGGGUCAGGCUCUCAUGUCCAAAUCACAACAAAAAAAACAUUUAAUCCAGUCACUGCUCUGCACAGGCCUGCCCUGGCUUACUCAUGAGUGUUCACAGUCCCAGUGGGAUCUCUCCCAUGUGCAGCAAGGCUCUAACCUGAGAACAGCAAUUCUUCUGGCCUCUCUCCCAGAUCCUGAUCUGUCUCUGCUCCAGGGAUUAUCAGAAGCCCUGUGUGGGCAGGCCUCUGCCUGCCUCCUUCUCUGGGUCACACAGGCAGAGUUGCUCCAGCAGGGUGUGCAACACUUGCCUGCUGAAUGCUUAGCUGUUUCUCUCUCUGUAGCUUGCAGGGAAUCAACCCCCUGCUGCCCCUCUCUGGGGCCAGAAAUACCUCUGAGCAGCUUUCCUUCUCCAAUCCGUAGCGAGAUACUGCUCUGGAAGUGUGGUGAUUGCUUCUCUUCCCUUCUGGUCUCCAGCUACAGCCCUACCAGCCACCUAUGCUAAAAUCACCUCCAACAUGGAGCUAGAAGCAGAUAAUGGAAGGACGCUCCCUGCCCUGACUGUCUUCUCAGAGAGUCUGUGUUACAUGAAGGACCAUGCCCUAAAAACCAUUGGGGAGGCCUCAUUCCAAACUGCCUGUGAGCCGGAGGAUGUCACUUGGGUUGUUACUGUUCCAGCCAUAUGGGAUGCCUCUGCCAGACAGUUCAUGCGAUUGGCAGCAAAAGAGGCGGGGCUUAUCACUGACAUGUUUUCAGAGAAGCUCAUCAUUGUCUUGGAACCAGAGGCUGCAUCUGUCUGGUGCAAGCAGCUCCCUCAGUAUGGGUUUGUGGCAGAAGGUAGCUACAGAGAGAAGUUUGAAGAGUCACCUGGGACUCAGUACAUUGUUGUUGAUUGUGGAGGGGGUACAAUAGACAUCACGGUGCAUGAAAUCCAACAGAGUAAAACCCUAAAGGAAUUGCAUAAGGCAUCUGGAGGUGGAUGGGGAGGGAACACAGUGGAUGAAAACUUCAAAGACUUCCUGAGGGGAAUAUUCUACGGAGGAAUAUGGGAUGAAUACAUAAAAAAAUAUCCAACAGAAUUCCAUCAAAUGAUGUACAACUUUGGCCUCCAAAAAUGUUCUUCUAGUAGAGAUGAUGUCUACCUCCAUUGCUACUCCAACCUAAUAAGAGUGGCUGAACAGAAGCAAGACAUCUCUCUCUUCUUCAAUGGUGUGGAAGGAACUCAUUGGCAUGAUGGGAUCAUCAUGAUUACGUAUGAGAAAAUGAAGAGCUUUUUUGCGUACAGCACUGGGAAAAUCAUUGGUGCUUUGAAGGAAAUCCUCAGGAAACCUGAGAUGGCUACAAUCCAGUAUAUUUUGCUUGUUGGGGGAUUUGCCUCCAGCAUUAUUCUGAGGGAUGAGAUCUACCACACAUUCAGUGAGCGCUACUCUAUCCUGUGUCCCAUGGAAGCCCAGGCAGCCAUUGUUAAGGGGGCUGUUUUGUUUGGGCACAAUUCACAAAUUGCUGUCUCAAGAAUCAGUGCACGGACAUAUGGAGUAGCGGUAUCCCGUGCAUUUGAUGCAGCUGUCCACGAUGAACGGAAAAAGAGAGUCUCACAAAUCAAUAAUUAUGUGUACUGCACAGACCUCUUUAUGAAAUUGGUAGGAAUUGGGGAUUUGGUAAAGAUAGAUGAAGCUGCCCAUUACACUUUCACUCCUGUGGAACCAGAUCAGACAAGAAUGUGUAUUCAGUUCUACUGUACAGAAAAGGAGGAUGCAAAGUACAUAGAUGAGGAAGGGAUGAAAAUGCUUGGCUCCUGUACUGUACCAAUGCCAAACCCAGAGCUGGGGAGAAAGCGCCAGGUGAGACUGGAUGUUAAAUUUGGGCUGACAGAGUAAGGCCACAGUUACCAAUCUGACUUCCAAUCAAAGUCGGACAGUUAUGAUAGAUUUUUUAACAAUGUAAAGAAUCCACAGUUCACAAAGUAGUAGGGAUGAUGACUGAGGGACUCCUCAAUUAGAAUAUUCAGGCUACUAUGGUUGAUGUAGUCAAGUAAAAUUACUUAUCUCAGUUGUUCUCAAACUUUUGGCCCUGUGGGCUGGAUCAGACUAUCUGUGGGCCAGACCAGGGCCUGGGCCCAACACCGCACUCUCCCUGCCCCACAUGCCAGGAUUGGGUUUUAGGGAUCAGACAUCAUUCCCUCCCACCCCUGGCUUGGACACCAGGGAGUUGGUACCACCCCCUUCCAGCCCCACCAAUUGGGAUUGGGUGCUCCCCAUGGAUCCUGCUACCUGGUGUGCCAUACUAAACCAUACCUGUUCUCCUUCACCCUAUGUACUUCUUGCAGUUGUAUCUUCUAAUACUGUGAUUUUGCAGUAUCAUAUUUCCUAACAUUUAAGCUUAACUCUACCAGUUGCAAUAUUUACUGUAUUCCCCAUAAUGCAUCCCUGUUAGAAAAGCAAGAGUAAUAGAUUGGAAUGACUCACUGUGCUGCCUGUAGCACUAGGUCCAGCCUACGAACCUCAGGCAGUGCACAACCCACACCAGUCCCAUGUGCUACAUGCAGAGCAGGACCAAAUAAGUUUGACAGCCCUGUGUUAGAAUUAUAUCUUGGGAUAUUUUUCACUAGAGUGAUAUGCUGUGUACUGAAGUGCUUUGCUAAAUGCUGCUGAACCUUGGAUUUAAAGAUAUUUGGUUGAUUUACUAUAAAUAAAAGUUUGAAAGCUUA
Alligator mississippiensis (American alligator) is the source of this 5543-nucleotide messenger RNA. Its product is annotated as heat shock 70 kDa protein 12B. The record is from RefSeq and is a predicted model, not a curated record. The coding region runs from base 3355 to 4713 and encodes 452 amino acids. The transcript has 4 exons. NCBI's taxonomy places the organism in Eukaryota, Metazoa, Chordata, Crocodylia, Alligatoridae. Gene Ontology annotation, molecular function: ATP-dependent protein folding chaperone; ATP binding.